AUGAAACUUUACAUUUUUGUUUUGGUUGCAUGUGUGUCAUCACAAACCAUUUUCAGAUCACCAUCACUUCUUGAUCAAUUAUAUGGAGAAUUACAUGGAAGAACAAACACAGCACCAAAUUUGCAGGUACAAGCAGAGGAUCCAAAUCAGAUGGUCACACAAAAGGUUUUAGCAAUGAGAUCCAAAUUGACGUUGCCUGAUAAAGAUGAUACUUCCGAUAUUGCUAUUGAUCAGAAUAUGUUUGGUGGAAUCUUGACUUAUGCCCAUUUCAAUCAUUUCAAUUGUUUCAUUUCUGAUGACUUUGAUAAACACUCCACUACAGAUCAACAAACAACCAAAAAUAUUGAUAUCGCUAUUGUUGGGGCACCUUUCGAUACUGGAACAUCCUAUCGCCCAGGAGCUAGAUUUGGGCCCGAGUCAAUUAGAAGUAAUUCCCGACGUCUAGGAAGUGCUUGGAAAUCAACCAAAAAAAGAUUCAAUUACCCAGUUAACCCAUAUGAUGAGACCACUCAUAAUUACUCUAUUAUUGAUUGCGGUGAUGUGGCUAUGACUCCAUUUGAUAAUCGCAUUGCUUUAAAUCAAUUGUACCGUGGACAUAGAAGUAUUUCUAAACACCCAGGGAAUGUCAAUCAACAUCCCAAAAUUAUCACAUUGGGCGGUGACCAUACCAUCACCUUAAUGGCAAUAAAGAACGCUCAUGAACAAUUGAGGACAAAAAUUAGAGUAUUUCAUUUUGAUUCACAUAUCGAUACCUGGGAUCCUAAGAAAUUAGGUGGUGGAAUCACUGAUUAUAUGUCAUUGAAUCAUGGAACAUUCUUGCACUACGCUACUGAAUUAGGAUACAUUGAAACAAAAGGCAACUAUCAUGUCGGGAUAAGAGCACCGUAUAUCGAUGCUAAUUACGACAAACAGCACGAUGCUGAUUGUGGAUUCCAUAUUAUCCAAGCUAAUGAUAUUGACAAGAUUGGAGUUCAAGGGAUCAUUGAUGAGUUAGCAAAAGAUCCAAACAUUCCAACUUACAUAUCAGUUGAUAUAGAUGUAUUAGACCCAGCCUAUGCACCAGGAACGGGAACAAUGGAAGCUGGCGGAUUCACGACCAGAGAAUUGUUGAGCAUUUUGGAUGGGUUGAAAAAUAAGGUUAACGUUAUUGGUGGUGAUGUUGUGGAAGUGAGUCCUCCAUAUGAUACAAAUAGUGAAAUCACCAGUUUGGCAGCCACCAGUGUUGUCGAUUCAUUAUUGAAAUUAAUGAUUGUCUAA
This is a messenger RNA of Candida albicans SC5314, 1257 nucleotides long. RefSeq names its product Afp99p (gene AFP99). NCBI's taxonomy places the organism in Eukaryota, Fungi, Ascomycota, Pichiomycetes, Serinales, Debaryomycetaceae. Gene Ontology annotation, molecular function: metal ion binding; agmatinase activity. The coding region runs from base 1 to 1257 and encodes 418 amino acids. The record is from RefSeq and is a predicted model, not a curated record. The transcript has a single exon.